Messenger RNA from Vicia villosa (hairy vetch), 1340 nucleotides. RefSeq names its product 2-methyl-6-phytyl-1,4-hydroquinone methyltransferase, chloroplastic-like. NCBI's taxonomy places the organism in Eukaryota, Viridiplantae, Streptophyta, Magnoliopsida, Fabales, Fabaceae. The record is from RefSeq and is a predicted model, not a curated record. Bases 165 to 1208 code for a protein of 347 amino acids. Gene Ontology annotation, molecular function: 2-methyl-6-phytyl-1,4-benzoquinone methyltransferase activity. Gene Ontology annotation, biological process: methylation. The transcript is spliced from 4 exons.
UCAUCUCGGAGUUUGAGUAUGUGGCGAGAAAUGCAUUGAAUUGAAAUUCUGUGAGCGACACAUUUCAACACCCAAAACGACAUCCCACCUUCGUUUAAAGCCCGUGCUACGUGUUUCUCUCUCAUCCACUUUCUCUCUCUAUCCAUCAUCACUCGGUCAAUUCAAUGGCUUCACUGAUGCUCAGUGGAACCGGAAAGCUCACAAUGUUGAACAACAGAACCCCAAACGGAUUAGGUUUCACAGCAUCAGAUUUCCACGGUAAGACCCUAAGUUUCCCCAAAUCGAGUAUCAAUGCCACUUCUAGGGUUUCAUAUUCGAGGACCAAUUUAGUACCUAAAUGUAGUAGUUCUAGUGUAUCAUCAUCUUCGAGGCCAAGCUCGCAACCUAGGUUUAUACAGCACAAAAAAGAGGCGUAUUGGUUUUAUAGGUUUCUGUCAAUUGUGUAUGACCAUGUUGUUAACCCGGGUCAUUGGACUGAGGAUAUGAGAGAUGAGGCUCUUGAACCGGCUGAACUCACUGAUAGGAAUAUGCUUGUGGUUGAUGUUGGUGGUGGGACUGGGUUUACUACGUUGGGGAUUGUGAAGCAUGUGGAUGCUAAGAAUGUUACCAUUCUUGAUCAGUCGCCGCAUCAGCUUGCUAAAGCUAAGGAAAAGGAGCCGCUUAAGGAUUGUAAGAUAAUUGAAGGGGAUGCUGAAGAUCUUCCCUUUAAAACUGAUUAUGCAGAUAGAUAUGUAUCCGCAGGAAGUAUUGAAUACUGGCCAGAUCCACAGCGUGGCAUCAAGGAAGCAUACAGGGUUUUGAAACUUGGGGGAAAGGCAUGUUUAAUUGGUCCUGUUCACCCAACAUUUUGGUUGUCGCGUUUCUUUGCAGAUGUAUGGAUGCUUUUCCCUACAGAAGAAGAGUAUAUUGAAUGGUUUACGAAGGCAGGGUUUAAGAAUGUCCAGCUAAAAAGGAUUGGCCCAAAAUGGUACCGUGGAGUUCGCCGUCAUGGCUUGAUUAUGGGUUGUUCGGUGACUGGUGUUAAGCCUGCAUCUGGGGAUUCUCCUUUGCAGCUUGGUCCAAAGGAAGAAGAUGUUGAAAAGCCUGUAGAUCCUUUUGUCUUCUUACCGCGGUUUAUUUUGGGUGUCCUGGCAGCUGCAUGGUUUACAUUGGUUCCUAUUUACAUGUGGCUCAAAGAUCAAAUUGUUCCCAAAGGUCAGCCAAUAUGAGAGAGAUUGGUAGUUAGUGUACGCUUUGAUACUAUCAAUGUCUUUGUUCAAAGUUUUAUCAAAUGUAAGAUUAUUACAUAUGCAGUUGAGAAAUAUUAUAUCAAACCUAAUAAUCGGUAGUUUCUUUUCCUA